Messenger RNA from Cyclopterus lumpus (lumpfish), 1882 nucleotides. RefSeq names its product fizzy-related protein homolog. NCBI's taxonomy places the organism in Eukaryota, Metazoa, Chordata, Actinopteri, Perciformes, Cyclopteridae. The transcript is spliced from 14 exons. Gene Ontology annotation, cellular component: anaphase-promoting complex. The record is from RefSeq and is a predicted model, not a curated record. Bases 228 to 1706 code for a protein of 492 amino acids. Gene Ontology annotation, molecular function: anaphase-promoting complex binding; protein binding; ubiquitin ligase activator activity. Gene Ontology annotation, biological process: anaphase-promoting complex-dependent catabolic process; positive regulation of anaphase-promoting complex-dependent catabolic process; positive regulation of ubiquitin protein ligase activity.
AUACGUCACGGGGUUGACAAAACUCCCACAAUGCAGUGCAAUUUUCACCUGCGAUAAAGCCGAACUACAUUCGCUACAGACCUGAAAUGCAACGCUGAGAUUAUUCAUCUGAUAUUUUCGUGAAGCGUUGGUCCUGUUUGGCCUUCGUGUGCUGAUAUUCCGGGACUGGCUUUCUUUUGUCUCCAACCUCCCAGCCUGUGGCUGUGGGAUCAGGACUUCAGGUUAACAUGGAUCCAGAAUAUGAGCAUCGUCUCCUCCGACAAAUCAACAUUCAAAAUGACAACCUGAGCCCUGUGAAACAGACACAGAGUCGGACCCCCACCAGCUCCCCGUUAUCUUCUCCCAGUAAGCUUGGAGACCGAUUCAUUCCUACCAGAGCCGGGGCAAACUGGAGUAUCAACUUCCACAGGAUCAAUGAAAAUGAGAAGUCACCAAGUCAGAACAGAAAAACUAAAGAUGCCUCCUCUGAUAACCUUAAAGCAGACGGGCAGGCCUACUCAGCUCUGCUGAAGAAUGAGCUGCUGGGAGCAGGAAUAGAAAAGAUCCAGGACCCUCAGACAGAGGACAGGCGUCUACAGCCAUCAACCCCAGAAAAGAGAAGUCUCUUCACCUAUUCGCUCAAUACCAAGAGGUCGUCACCAGACGAUGGCUCCAACAUCUCUCCCUACUCUCUAUCACCUGUCAGCAACAAAAGUCAGAAAUUGCUUCGUUCACCAAGAAAGCCAACUCGCAAGAUCUCAAAGAUCCCUUUUAAAGUCCUGGAUGCUCCAGAGCUGCAGGAUGACUUUUACCUGAACUUGGUGGACUGGUCGUCUCUCAACGUGCUCAGUGUCGGGCUGGGAACGUGUGUUUACCUGUGGAGUGCCUGUACCAGCCAGGUAACACGAUUGUGUGAUUUAUCAGUGGAGGGAGACUCGGUCACGUCAGUCGGGUGGUCCGAAAGGGGUAACCUGGUGGCAGUGGGGACUCACAAAGGCUAUGUUCAGAUCUGGGACGCUGGUGCUGGGAAAAAACUCUUUGCCCUGGAAGGACACACAGCUAGAGUUGGAGCGUUAGCAUGGAAUGCAGACCAGUUGUCUUCGGGAAGCCGUGAUCGUAUGAUUCUUCAAAGAGAUGUGCGGACCCCUCCCCUCCAGUCAGAGAGGCGGCUGCAGGGACACAGACAGGAAGUGUGCGGCUUAAAGUGGAGCACUGACCAUCAGCUGCUUGCUUCUGGUGGCAACGACAACAAGCUGCUGGUAUGGAACCACUCCUCACUGAGCCCAGUGCAAACAUACAUGGAUCACCUGGCUGCAGUUAAAGCCAUUGCCUGGUCCCCCCACCAGCAUGGCCUUCUGGCCUCUGGGGGCGGCACAGCUGACCGCUGCAUCCGGUUUUGGAACACCCUGACAUCACAGCCGCUGCAGUGCAUGGACACCGGCUCUCAGGUCUGCAACCUGGCCUGGUCCAAACAUGCUAAUGAGCUUGUGAGCACCCAUGGCUACUCUCAGAACCAGAUCUUGGUGUGGAAAUAUCCAGCUCUCACUCAGGUUGCCAAACUCACAGGACACUCGUACAGAGUGCUCUACCUGGCAAUGUCCCCGGACGGUGAAGCUAUUGUGACGGGAGCUGGAGAUGAGACACUACGCUUCUGGAACGUAUUUAGUAAAACAAGGUCAACUAAGGAAUCUGUAUCCGUUUUAAAUCUCUUCACCAGGAUACGAUAACUUAAAGCAAAUUAAAACUCUAAAACAAGCACCUUGUGACAUUUUUUUUAUGAGGAAAUGUCAGCGAGAGCAACUUGAGCACUUUUGUUUUUCAUGCCAACAAUUGUUUGGGCAAUUCUUUUUUACUUUUGUGCUCAUUGUGAAUGUAGUAAUUUUUAUUAAAAAAAUUAUAAGUG